Anopheles cruzii is the source of this 1665-nucleotide messenger RNA. Its product is annotated as caspase-like. Gene Ontology annotation, molecular function: cysteine-type endopeptidase activity. Lineage: Eukaryota; Metazoa; Arthropoda; Insecta; Diptera; Culicidae. Gene Ontology annotation, biological process: proteolysis. The record is from RefSeq and is a predicted model, not a curated record. The transcript is spliced from 2 exons. The coding region runs from base 10 to 858 and encodes 282 amino acids.
AACGUAGCCAUGUUCGGGAAGAGGAAAGACAGCAACGAUGGAAAGCGGAUGCCAUCGGCGACGGGCCAUGUUCCGUCCGUUGAGAAUGGACCAAGCCGGCCAGCUUACGUCAUCGAGCGAUAUGCCGCGUAUUACCCCAUGAAUAACCGGCGCCGUGGAAUGGCCCUCAUCUUUUCGCACUACAAGUUCGCCGUCCAGCACCAAAAUCUCCCUGCUCGCGAAGGCAAUGAGGUGGACUGUAAGCGGCUGACCGAGACACUGCAGAUGUUCGGCUUCGACGUGCACAUCUACCGGGACCACAAGCUGGAGGAAAUCAAAGCCGUAACGAGAAAGGUGUCGCAGAUGGAUCACAAGGAUAACGAUUGCUUGCUGGUGGCCGUUCUGACACACGGCGAAGACGGGGACAUCGUUUUCGCACACGACUGUGCGUACCAGUUUCCCGUCAUCUGGAGCCAGUUCACGGCAGACAGCUGUCCUUCGCUGGCCGGGAGGCCGAAAAUUUUCCUCAUUCAAGCGUGUCGCGGAACGCAUCUGGAAACUGGCGUGAAGGUGCAACGCGAUGGCAUCGCCCGGUACAGCAUCCCGACGCACGCUGAUUUUCUGUUUGCGUACGCCACCAUCCCGGGUUUUAUGGCGUUCCGCAACACGAGCGACGGCUCGUGGUUCAUCAGCGAACUGUGCAAUGAGAUGCGCGACAAUGGCCACAAGUACGACUUCCUUACGCUGCUCACAUUUGUCGCCCAGAAGGUUGCCUUCGAGCACGAAUCGGUCUCCAAUCACCAGGAGUUCAAUAUGCGUAAACAGAUGCCGUGCAUAGUGUCGAUGCUGACGCGAGUGCUCCUGUUUAACUCGGUUUAGUUUGGGCGCACCAAGCACCAUCACCAAUUGCAUUAGUCAACCAUAUACCAUUUUACCAUUAGCAGUCGAAAGAGAUUUAGUCAUAAGGCCUCAGGUCUCUUGUUUCCUACUUAUAACGCGCUACCUCAUCGUAUGCGCUUUGCGUUGGUAUUGCGCUGCAAAAAUUAGUUAUCGUCGUAAGGGUUUAUUUAAUUUAUUUCCCUCAAUUAACCAAAACCUUGCGUUAAUGAUUAUUUAUACACAUAAUUUUGAGAUGAACCUAAAUUAUUCCAUUUUAGCCAGAAUGCAUUAUGAGAAGCUUUAUAAACGUUUCCAGACUCACAUUUUUGAUAUCGACAAAAAAGGUCCAUCAUAUCUAAUCAUUGGAACUAUGCAUUUAGUUUAAGCUCAAGAAAUCAGAAAAAUCAUAGUUUAACCCUAGUUUACCCCUAAAUAUUAAUUAAGAUGUACUACCAAAAACCAGUUCAUUAUUUUCCCGCAAAAUAUUUCUUAUGUGUACGGCACAUUCAAUCCGAUCUAGGCUCAAAUUGUACGCUUUCGGUGUAACUUGAAACUUAUGUUUUACCUUCAUAAUCAUGCUAACUUUUAACUAGCAAAAGCUUAGAGUUAAGGAAGCGAGUGUUGAGAUUGUCUUCGAAAAGAACGUGUGUUCUUAGCUAUCGGAAGCUGCCGGUUAGGAAAGUGAUAACGGGAUUCGCGAGUCCCAAAAACGUGCAUGUGUUCGUGCAUUUUUAAUCCAGCCAUUCGUCGUUUGUAGGGCUGUUCACUUUACGACUGAAAUAAACGCAACAAAAGAAAGCAAUCUUA